Adineta ricciae is the source of this 1269-nucleotide messenger RNA. Lineage: Eukaryota; Metazoa; Rotifera; Eurotatoria; Adinetida; Adinetidae. The record is from the annotation of a GenBank genome assembly.
AUGAAUCAAGGCUUCAUCCUUUGCUUGAUACUCGUUCACGCAAUCCGAACGACGAUUGAAAGUGAUAUAUAUACAGGUCGAAUUAUUCAAUGCUACACAUGUCGUGGAGGAUCAGAAUGCGGUAUCUUAUUUUUGUCAUAUCUAAACGACAGUACUAAAUAUUCUUUCAAAUAUGGCAAUGAAAUCUUAUAUUCAUGUUCAGUAACCAUUACUCCAGAAGGCGUAACAACUCGAGAUAUGGUACUGUCAAGCACAUGUCAAAUUUCACCGUAUCAAUUUUGUUGUAAAGAUAAUCGAUUUGGACAUUGUUCGUUGGUUGGCGACACAUGCCGUGGCGAUCUUCAUGUUGCAUUCCGUAGUAGUCCUGCUGAAUCCUGUUCGAUGGCACAUCAAGACUUCACAAACGAAGAAGAAAUCUACAAGUCCUAUAAAAAGACAUGUUUGCCUGGAUUAACUGUAAUACCAACGGACUCAAAGCAACUCAAAGCAACUGAAGCAGUUAUGUCUGUUGUCACUUCAUGUUGCAACGCCCCCAACUGUAAUCAACAUUCUGCGUAUGAUGAAACUGCUAUUACGUGUUACGUGUGUGAUUCACGUAUCAGUGGUUUAGCGGGAUGCCAUACUUUGAACACAUCCAGCUCUCACGUCUAUCGCAUUGGAUCAUCGAAUCCUUCUGAAUCUUGUGCCACUAUUAUCGGCCUGGCAGGACGAGAUCCAAUCAGCAAUAUAAAUUACCCAUCAUUCACCAUACGAACAUUCAUUAUGGAUUGUCAAAACCAAUCGUUAGGUUUGAUUUCAUUCGGUGGCGCUGAGUUUCAAGGUAGCAUCGGUUGUUGUCAAAUCGAUAAUUGCAACAUUGAAUCCCUAGAUACCUAUUUGACUCCUGCGACAAGAGCAGUCAUUGCACCAAUGAUUAGUAGAAUAACGAUAAAAGAAACAGCAACUAAAUUUACAAGCACACGAACAACGUUUACCUCAGCGAUGAACAUGGAUAAAGGGCUAACAACUGCAACAUCGACCAUUAAAAGCAAUUUUCACGCUUCAAAAAUUUUUACAGUUAUUUUACCUAUGAUCCUAGUCCUUGGAGUUACAGUGAGCACUGUAUGGAUCGCUCGUCGACGAUGCUGCGAAAACACUCAUUGGAAAAUUCGCAACUGCUCUUUUGAAGACAUCCCUGUUUCUAGUCCUCUAGAACCUAGUUCUCAGCCUUUCAUACAAAACCAUUCCGAGCUCGCUGAAACUAUCGCUGAAAACGUCACUGCAGAUUAA